AUGUGGAAUACAUCGGAUCAUGAGCUGAGUACAGACAUCGCUGGCCGUAUAGCUGCUGUCGAAGCUGAAGAUCAAUUACUUCAACCAGAAUGGUGGUAUUUAACUCUAUCCAUAGUUCCCUUAGUAUGUAUAGCCGGGAACUGUAUGGUUGUUGGAGCUGUCUUCACCACUCGCAGCUUGCAAACACCCACAAAUCAUUUAUUAGUCUCCCUAGCGAUGGCUGAUCUGAUCGUUGGAGCAUUUGUUAUGCCAUUUAGUAUUUAUCUUUCAAUCAACGGGUUACACUGGCACUUACCUCUCUCUGUUUGUUAUUUUUAUUGUGUGCUUGACGUAGCCGCCAGUACUUCUUCAAUAAUUCAUCUUGUUUUAAUCAGCAUUGACAGGCUUGUCGCUGCUACAAAGCCCGCAGAAUACAAAACGAUGAAACAUAAGAAACGUGUAUAUUUAGCAAUAGCUGUUACAUGGGUUUUCAGCAUUGGGCUAUCCUUACCCUUAGUUGCAGGCACAGGAUUCAAUACGAGAACAAAACAUUUUCUCUACACAGAACAUCAUUGUGGAAUUUAUAGUCCAAUUUAUAUGUUGUCCAGUAGCAUUUUUGCUUUCUACUUACCUUGUGUCACAAUGUUAUUCACUUAUGGUUAUAUAUUUUAUACAUUACGGAAACGUCUUCGAGCUAUUCAACUACAGGAAAUGGCUGGUGGACAGUUUCUUGGUUUUGGUGCUGAUGUGGGUAACAUCACUACUUCAGCCAUUCAAUCAGUCAUUGGUAUUGCUCCGAAGAACCGAAAUAUGAUUUCAUGGGAAAAGCCAUUGUUGAAGAAAAUUGAAGAAACAGCUGCAGAGCAUGCUAGUUCAUUGAAUGACAGUGAAAGGGAGCAGUUACAAACUAUAUUGGAAGCAGUACAUCCAUCAUCUUCUGGGAGUCAAGAGAAUAGUACAAUGAAUAUAGAAGAAGAUAUGGAUAGUUGCCGACCUCCAUCAGUUCUGCUGGAAGCAGUCACAUUGCGAUGUGAAAUUGAUACGAGUGGACCACAAUUGGAAAUUCCUAAACCAGCUUAUGCGAAGAAUAUGUCUCGAAGGUUCUCGGAUGCUGUACAAUCGCUAUCGUCGAACAAUCGAAAUAAAACGGUUUCUUUCGCAGGACCUUCAAAGCGUCGUCACUCGCACAGUCCUAUAAGUAUGGCGGAAGAGGAGCAAAAACAGAACAGCCUGCGACCACCCUUGGCUGAAAGGAGGAAAAUGAGAAGAUUAUCAGAAAUGAUUUCUGAUUGGGAGCGUCCGUCCAGAACCUCAUUAUCCAAUAUGUAUUCUUAUGCCCGUCGUGAAAGUGUAUAUAUAGCCAGAAAGAAACUUGCUGGUCUCAAGGACUGGGCUUUAGAUUUGUUAGCGAAAUUGAAAUCAAAACAAGGUAUGGCUAUUCGUCGUGAAACACGAGCAACCAAACUUGUGGCAACUGUUAUGGUGGUGUUCCUCGUUUGUUGGCUACCGUUCUUUUCAUUGAACAUGUUCAAAAUAUACAAACUGAUCUAUGAUGGAUGGUCAUCGGAUAUGGAAAAGCUAUUCCAUUGGUUCACAGCUCUUGGAUAUCUUAAUUCUUCAUUGAACUUCUUCAUCUAUUCAACUAUUAAUCCUAAAUUUCGUCAUUCAUUCCGCCGUCUACUUGGUUUCCGAAAAUCAAGAAGAAGGAAAGAAAAAUCUUGGAUGAACCCGCCGAAAGAGAGCAGCAGGGGUCCGGUCAAAUGUGGAUGUGGGCUGAACAAGAUAGUCAAAGGACCGCUUCGACGAGCUUCAUCAGCAUUACCAUUAGCUAAUCGCAAACAGUCCGUGCCUAAACCGGAGAUAAUCAUUGACGAAAUAUCUCCGAAUCGAAUAUCAAUCUCGGCUGGUGGUAACACUACAUUUAGAAGAUCUUCAGAUGACUGCAUUCGCCGCUCGUCGUCAGAAAUCAUUGGUGGAAUUGUCCUACCUUCUCAGAGCAGUAAUGACAAGCGACGUAGCUCCGGAAUGUCGAACAGUUCAGCUUCUCUUCAAAUACAUGAAACACGUAUGACAUUUGAAGCUAUGGUACACGAUCAGUGGACGCCGAUGUUUCAGUUACAGCCCAACUUCCCGUCUUUCCCUCCUGACGAUCAAACAGCCGAAAGUCCUUUGUAG
Molecule: messenger RNA, 2154 nt
Organism: Auanema sp. JU1783
Lineage: Eukaryota; Metazoa; Nematoda; Chromadorea; Rhabditida; Rhabditidae
Source: the annotation of a GenBank genome assembly